Biomphalaria glabrata is the source of this 826-nucleotide messenger RNA. RefSeq lists its product as uncharacterized. Lineage: Eukaryota; Metazoa; Mollusca; Gastropoda; Planorbidae. The transcript is spliced from 7 exons. The record is from RefSeq and is a predicted model, not a curated record. The coding region runs from base 167 to 685 and encodes 172 amino acids.
UUACUAAAGGUACAGACGAUAAGAUUUUUACUUGUAUUAUCUCAGGCUACCAGAUUACGACAUCCAUUGCAGGCCAAACCAUUUCAUUAUUGCGACAUACAAAAACAUAAAUUUAACCUAUAUGCAUAUUUGUUGAAAUCGCAGUUGAUUGUAACUCGUCGACACGAUGGACCAGAAAUUUGUUGUUUGUCUAAUCAUUGGCUUUAUUCUUGUAGUGAUACCUGGCGAUAGUGCAACUACAACGACCUACCCACCAUGGACAACUGAGUCGUCAUCCUACCCACCAUGGAGAACUAGUGAGUCCACUAACAGUUGGACAGCAAGACCUGCAUAUGAUUCAACGAAAUCGGUAACAGAAGGAUCCUCAGUGAACCACAUCAAGUCAUUUGUGCAAGCCGUCUAUGCGAGUUGUACCUUCUGUUACACCAGUCACUUGGAUGUACUCAACAAAGACUACAUUUUCGACGUGUGUGGUGCAUUUGAUAUGUUUAAUGGAUGUGUCCAUUCCUUCUGCUACUCUGCCAGCGUUUCUGAUAACAUAAAAGACGCAAGUGCCAUUUGUGACGGAUAUAGACAAAAGUCAUCCGAGGUUGGAGUAUCAAUGUCCAGUGCCAUGUCAUGUCGAGCUCAUUGGAUGAUUUCUGCUCUUAUAUUUAUGGUCACUUUAGUGUUUAGAACUUUGUAGAUUGACUAAAAAAAAUCGAUCGAAAAAAAAAAUCGAUACAAGCUGAAACUUCUUUUUUUUUCCAAAAUAUCUAAAACAAUCUCUUCCAUUGAAGAUACUUUCUUUAAUAAAUUGUCAAUAAAAAUGUCAAAUUAACCUCAA